Molecule: messenger RNA, 1345 nt
Organism: Coregonus sp. 'balchen'
Lineage: Eukaryota; Metazoa; Chordata; Actinopteri; Salmoniformes; Salmonidae
Source: the annotation of a GenBank genome assembly
AUGAGGGACUCGGCCAUGUUCGAGGGUCCUGAAGGAGCGAAACGGAUGUCCACGGUAAGUCUUCUUUUCUUUUUACCCAUGUAAAAUACAGAAUAGAAGGCCAAAAAAUGAGUGAAGAGGCUUUUUCAGGUACUUUGUCCAGGGCGAGAGAUCAUAGGGAUAAUAAAGUUGGCACACAUUUGAAAUUGUAUUUUUAGCAUCACAUGAGGCCCUGUAUGGAACCAUUGGGAAAAUGGUCAGUGUGUUUGUGUGGUCCAUGGAGGAGUUGGGACACACUUCUUUUCUGAGCGACUCUUCGCAGCAGUGUGUGGGAAGCCUGCUCCUCCACUCAGUCUGGAGGAGGUGAGCCAUACUACUCUGAGAGUUUUAUGUCCUCCCUAACAGCAAAAGGAAAUAAUAGAUCAUGCUUUUUUUACAUUUUAGCAGACGCUCUUAUCCGGAGUGACUUACAGUUUAGUGAGUGCAUACAUUUUCAUACUUUUUCAUACUGGCCCCCCGUGGGAAUCGAACCCACAACCCUGGCGUUGCAAGCACCAUGCUCUACCAACUGAGCUACACGGGGCCUUACAUGUAUGGUUUCUUUUUCUGUGUUUAAAAUUCUCUACAUUUUUAUUCUAGAUCAAAAAAGCAGAGGACCUAUCAGAGGUGAAUAACAAAUUGGAGGAAUCGGUAGAAUGGCUGAGCCUACUGAGGCUGAAAAGGAUUGUUGCCAAGACAAUGGAGGACAUGUGGUUGAGUUGGAUGGUGUAGUUGAAUUGGUAGCUCAACAAUUUGUCCAAGGGAGCACGCAGGUGACCUUGGAGUAGUAAGUCAACUCUGUUAUAAAUCUAUGUGAAGUACAUGUCAUUACAUCUAACAAAUAUUUUUCAAUCGGUCCACCCCCCCUAAAUCAAUACACAACACUUAAUAUGUUUUAUUUAUAAACACAUACUGUCUCUAAACCAUAACAGGUCAAAUAUGGUCUCAACUCUUUUGGGCUGCUGGAGGCAUUGGGGAAGCACCCAGACAGCUUCCGAGCACUUUUUGUGGAAAUCAUAAAGCCUCCCACUGCCAGGGACCUGAGGAACCUGUUUAUUGUCACCUAUUCCAUUCCAGGCGGCAACCGGCGGUGGUUGGAGAAUGACACCAUCUGCCACUGGUUCAACUGGCUGGCCGAGGUACAAGGUAAGAUAGUAGUUCAGUUGUUAAAGUUUAUCGGUAACUGCAUUCCAUUUGUGAUUUGAAUGUGUAUUUUAAAUGUUUUACUGUGUACUCCUCAGAUGGAGAAUGUCCUUCUUUAACAGUGGCGAUGGUGUUGGAGUUUGCUACCGGGGCGACGGUGGUGCCACCCCUUGGGUUUGAGUAA